Messenger RNA from Rubroshorea leprosula, 3360 nucleotides. NCBI's taxonomy places the organism in Eukaryota, Viridiplantae, Streptophyta, Magnoliopsida, Malvales, Dipterocarpaceae. The record is from the annotation of a GenBank genome assembly.
CUGAAGAGAGAAAGCGGCACUUGUUUAUUUUAGUACGAAUCGUCUCUCUUCGCGUCUCUUCGUCUCUGGUUGUGUAUGUGUGAUCGUGGACACAGUGCUUUUUUUACCUGUCGUCUAGUCACUCUCGAGAAAAGUGGUGCAAUGAAGCAGUCUUUUGACAGUUUAGACUCAGGUUUGGUUAAGAUUCCACUGGAAAAUGCACCUAAAGAAGUGGGAAGUCGUGUGAGGGGGACUGUAUUUGGUCCUGACUCCUACCAAGCGUCAAGUGAUGCUAGCCUAUUCUCUAGUUCCUUACCAGUUCUUCCUCAUAAAAAGUUGAAUUUGAAUGAUACUGAAAAUGAUUAUCAAUCUCUUGGCCUCUCAUCUGGUUUAGAUAAGCUUCAUCACAAUUUGGAGAGCAAUGAUCCACUUGAAGAUGUUGAAACCCAUACACCAGGAAUCUUGCUUCCUGAUGAUGAAAAUGAGCUUUUAGCUGGCAUAAUGGAUGACUUUGACCUAAGCAGGUUGCCCAAUUCACUGGAGGACUUGGAAGAUGGUGAUCUUUUUGGUAGUGGUGGGGGUAUGGAGUUGGAUAAUGAUCCACAGGAGAGCCUGAGUCUGGGUAUGUCAAAAAUCAGUCUAUCUGAUGCUAUUGUUACAAAUGGGAUGCCUCAUUACAGUCUUCCAAAUGGUGUUGGACCCAUAGCUGGGGAGCAUCCAUAUGGUGAACAUCCUUCAAGGACUUUAUUUGUUCGGAAUAUCAAUAGCAAUGUUGAGGAUUCAGAACUAAGAGCUCUAUUUGAGCAAUAUGGUGAUAUUCGAACCGUGUAUACUGCAUCUAAACAUAGGGGCUUUGUGAUGAUAUCUUAUUAUGACAUCCGUGCUGCACGAACUGCUAUGCGAGCGUUACAGAACAAACCACUGCGACGGAGGAAACUUGACAUUCACUUCUCCAUUCCCAAGGAUAAUCCAUCAGAGAAAGAUAUUAAUCAAGGAACUCUGGUAGUUUUUAAUUUGGAUCCAUCAGUUUCAAAUGAGGACCUCCGUCAAAUAUUUGGGGCUUAUGGCGAGGUUAAAGAGAUAAGGGAAACACCACACAAGAGGCAUCAUAAGUUUAUAGAAUUUUAUGAUGUUAGAGCUGCCGAAACAGCUCUUAAGUCAUUGAAUAGGAGUGACAUAGCUGGUAAACGCAUAAAGCUUGAACCUAGUCGCCCAGGUGGAGCUAGACGCAACUUGAUGUUGCAACUGAAUCAAGAGCUUGAACAAGAUGAAUCGCAUGGCUUUAGACAUCAAGUUGGUUCACCAAUAGCCAAUUCUCCACCAGGUAAUUGGCUGCAGUUAAACAGCCCUAUUGAACAUAAUCUUCUGCAUCCUAUCAGUAAGUCCCCUGGUUUUAGGGGCAUGAGCCCAACAACAAGCAACCAUAUAUCUGGGCUGGCUUCAAUUCUGCAUUCUCAAGUGUCGAACUCUUUGCAAGCUGCACCUAUUGGCAAGGACCAAGGAAGGGGUAGUCUUGUGGAGCAUGCAUUUACCAAUUCAAAUUCAAUCCAUGGAACUACCACUCAACAAUCUCAUUCAUUUCCAGAUCCAAAGUUGAGCAGCUUUUCAGGAACUAUGCCUACUUUUGGUCAACCAACUUCAAAUGGUUCUGGUAUGGAAACACUGUCUGGGCCACAGUUUCUCUGGGGAAGUCCUACUCAAUAUUCUGAACCUACCACCUCUUCAGGCUGGUCAACAUCUUCUUUGGGGCAUCCAUUCACAUCAAGUGGGAAGGCACGUGGCCUUCCUUACUCAGGUUUUCAGGGAUCUCUGCUUAGCUCAUCCCAGCCCCACCAUCAUGUUGAAUCUGCUCCAUCUCGUGUUCCUUUGGAGAGGCACUUUGGUUUCUUCCCUGACCCACCAGAUAAUUCAUUCAUGAAUCCCGUUGGUUUUGGAGGGAUGGGGAUCAGCCACAAUGAGAAAGGUUUUAUGCUGAAUAUGGCUGCACAUGCUGCUAUUAAUUCUGGCAUUAGUAUUCCAAGAAAUGUCUCUGAAAAUGGUUCAUCGAGUAUGAGAAUGAUGUCGUCGCCAAGGCUGAGUCCUGUGCUCUUGGGAAAUGGUCCAUAUUCUGGACUGAUUCCCACCAGCAUGGAAGCUUUCAACGAGCGUGGAUGGAGCAGGAGGGUAGAGAAUAAUAGCAACCAAGUAGAUAACAAGAAGCAAUUUCAGCUAGACUUGGAUAAAAUUAUUAGCGGUGAAGAUACUCGGACAACCUUGAUGAUAAAAAAUAUCCCAAAUAAAUACACCUCAAAGAUGUUGCUAGCUGCCAUUGAUGAAAAUCACCUAGGGACCUAUGAUUUUCUCUAUUUGCCUAUUGAUUUCAAGAACAAGUGCAAUGUGGGCUAUGCAUUUAUCAAUAUGCUGUCUCCUUCGCUCAUUAUUCCAUUUUAUGAGGCCUUUAAUGGGAAGAAGUGGGAGAAGUUCAAUAGUGAGAAAGUUGCCUCUUUGGCAUAUGCUCGAAUACAGGGAAAGGCAGCCCUCGUGACCCAUUUCCAAAAUUCAAGCUUGAUGAAUGAAGAUAAGCGCUGCCGCCCAAUUGUCUUUCAUUCAGAGGGCCAAGAGGGUAGUGACCAGUUCAUCCAGGAACGCAUUAACUCUGGUUUGAAUAUAGUUCACCACCCAAAUGGGUCAAACUCAAUGGAUCUUCUGGAAAUCAGUGAAAAGGAGGAUACUGACGAGAAGCCAGAGGGUAGUAGCUAACAUCAUAUUGAAACGGGGGCUUCAGGCGCUAACUAACGCGUAUAUAUAUUCAAUUGUAUAAACUUAGGAUGGAGGAACCAAGUGUAACAGGAUGCAGAUUUUGCAUAGUCUUACGAAGCUUCUCAAAGCAGCUGUGUAGGAGCUCUUCUGUUUUUUUCUUUUUCUUUUUUUUAAUGCACAGAUUGGCGUCUUGUGAUUUGAGGAUGGAAGGAGGACGAGGAGAAGCUCACAUGCAAAGUGAAUUUUACUUCUGCCGUGGAAUGCACUGUUUACUUCUCUGUUUUUGGGUCUUUUUUGACUCUUUUUUGGGUUUGAUGGGUCCCGGAAGUUGGCAUAAUUUUUGGGGGCUAUGGUCUCAAGUAUAGAUGAUCCUUCUGAAGAAAAUAUUGGAUAUUGACAUCAGUUACCAAAAAUUGUACAGUUUAACAGAUAAGAUUUCCAUGUCGAUCAAUCGUAUACCUAUUUUUGGAUUCCCGAAAUGCGGGCACUUGUCAACAUUAGAUUCAGCAUGAAAUGCAUUCCUUGUAAUUUCUUUGGGUAUUCCAGUGUUUUGUUAACAGCAUCAAGCUAUGUAUCAAGUUAUAGUAUCUAAUUAUUAACUGAGAUGAACAUGAAGCUGCAAGCACAGGAUUGGCAAAUUCC